Molecule: messenger RNA, 570 nt
Organism: Gracilinanus agilis (Agile Gracile Mouse Opossum)
Lineage: Eukaryota; Metazoa; Chordata; Mammalia; Didelphimorphia; Didelphidae
Product: zinc-alpha-2-glycoprotein-like
Exons: 3
Coding region: 1-570 (189 amino acids)
Biological process (GO): immune response
Cellular component (GO): external side of plasma membrane
Source: RefSeq, a predicted model, not a curated record
AUGGGAACCCUGGUCAUUGACAUCUUCUUGCUACUGCUUUCAGGGACCAUAAUGUCCCAGAAACCAAGAAAAAGGUGUGAUUCCCUGCAAUACACAGACAUUGCUACUUCAGAUUCUGCAACUGGGUACUCUGAAUUCUUAAAUGAAGCCUUCUUCAACAACCAACAAGUCUACAUAUAUGAUAACGACCAUCAGAGGGCAAUACCUCAGACACGAUGGCAAAAUGUGGAGAACUGGGCUGAUGUGACUAAGCUUCAGAAAGAGAGAGAAAAAUUGAUCAUGAAGGACUUUCAGAAAUUAAUAAAAUCCAAUCCAGGUAUCCGAGGUGUCCGCGUUUUUAGUCAAACGAUUGGCUGUGAACUUUGUCCAAAGCGCACUUUCAGGAUAGCUUGGUAUUUUGAUACAAUGGAUUUCCGGAACAUCUCUACGCAUGUAAAAUACCAGGACACACAAGAUUCUGUAGGCAAAAUGAACCAAGACCCAAGUGCUGAAACUCUACCCAACGAAUACCUGGAGAAACACUGUUUUGAAACACUCCAAAAAUACCGGAAUUAUCAGAAUGCUCAUUAG